UUUUUAUUUUUUGGUUUCAUCACUUAUUUUUGAACUGACAAAACAGGGAUGGCUACCAGCAUCACAUUUUCAGAAGCUUAUAUUGAGGCACCCACCUGAGAAAAUUAGGUGUACCGAACUAAACUAGCAGAAUACAUGCAUUAACUUCACUAGAGAGAACGUGGUGGCUAGGUUCUAGUUCAAAUUAAUUUGAUUUCUAAUAAGCUAAAGAUAGUUACGAUUAGGUAGUUAAAGUUAGGGUACCUUUGAGAAAUCAAAAAAUGGAGUCUUUGCUUAUUAGGUCGUUUCAGAGACCAUCCGUUCCACUUGCAGCAGAGUUCUCUCCACUCAAAACCAGUUCACGCACAAUAUUACGAGUUUUGAAGUGUAAAGCAUGGAAGAGACCAGGAAAGCACGAUUCCACUUCUAUGAAGUUGCAAAGGCAGUAUAUGACGCAGGAGCUUGUUGGAGGCAGUUAUGGAAGCAUUAUUCCCACUGAUCGAAAACUUAAAGAGAGGUUUUUGGUGCAUGCAUCCUCUGAACAUCCUCUUGAAUCUCAACCUUCAAAGAGUCCAUGGAACUCAGUGCAUGAUGCAGUGGAUGCUUUCUACAGGUUCUCGCGGCCCCAUACCGUAAUAGGAACAGCAUUGAGCAUAAUUUCAGUUUCUCUCCUUGCAGUUGAGAAGUUCUCUGAUUUCUCUCCAUUAUUUUUUACCGGGAUGUUACAGGCUAUUGUUGCUGCCCUAUUCAUGAAUAUUUACAUAGUUGGUUUAAACCAGUUGUCUGAUAUUGAAAUAGACAAGGUAAACAAGCCAUAUCUUCCAUUGGCAUCAGGGGAAUACUCUUUGCAGACUGGAGUAAUUAUCGUGUCGUCUUUCGCCAUUCUGAGUUUUUGGCUUGGAUGGAUCGUUGGUUCCUGGCCUUUAUUUUGGGCUCUAUUCAUCAGUUUUGUACUAGGAACUGCCUACUCAAUCAACCUGCCACUUUUGAGAUGGAAGAGAUUUCCCUUGGUUGCUGCAAUGUGCAUCUUUGCUGUACGAGCAGUGAUAGUUCAGAUAGCCUUUUAUUUGCAUAUUCAGACUUAUGUGUACAGAAGACCAGCUGUCCUUUCAAGACCUUUGAUAUUUGCAACAGCAUUCAUGAGCUUUUUCUCAGUUGUUAUAGCAUUAUUCAAGGAUAUACCUGAUAUUGUUGGUGACAAGAUUUUCGGAAUUCAAUCUUUUACUGUGCGCUUGGGUCAAGAGAAGGUCUUUUGGAUUUGUAUAUCUCUUCUCGAAAUGGCUUAUCUUGUUGCCAUUGUAGUGGGUGCAACUUCUUCCAACAUCUGGAGCAAAUAUUUUACUGUUGUUGGUCAUGCUGCUUUGGCUCUUUUACUUUGGACUCGAGCCAAAUCAAUUGAUUUCAGUAGAAAAGCGGCAAUAACAUCUUUUUACAUGUUCAUAUGGAAGCUUUUCUAUGCAGAGUAUUUGCUCAUACCACUUGUGAGGUGAAUAACAAAGAACAUGAGUAAUGCAGUCUUGUUCUGAUGAUGGAUGGAAGUGUUCUGGCAGCUUGUCAAUUCUCUUAAAUUUUCGAAAUUAUUCUAAUUCUGGUUAAUGUAACUCUAAGUGGAGAUCUAGCAACUAAUUCUGCGAAAUACCAUUAAAACAAGCGUUUUAUUGCAUUUUUAUA
This is a messenger RNA of Nicotiana tabacum (common tobacco), 1650 nucleotides long. Its product is annotated as homogentisate phytyltransferase 1, chloroplastic-like. Gene Ontology annotation, molecular function: prenyltransferase activity. NCBI's taxonomy places the organism in Eukaryota, Viridiplantae, Streptophyta, Magnoliopsida, Solanales, Solanaceae. The record is from RefSeq and is a predicted model, not a curated record. Gene Ontology annotation, cellular component: membrane.